Messenger RNA from Mandrillus leucophaeus (drill), 540 nucleotides. It is a transcript of the gene CLEC3A, whose product is annotated as C-type lectin domain family 3, member A. The transcript is spliced from 2 exons. NCBI's taxonomy places the organism in Eukaryota, Metazoa, Chordata, Mammalia, Primates, Cercopithecidae. The record is from RefSeq and is a predicted model, not a curated record. The coding region runs from base 1 to 435 and encodes 144 amino acids.
AUGAUUCUAAUUUUACAGAUGAGGAAACUGAGGCACAAAGAAGUCUGUCUCCGAGGCACUAAAGUUCACAAGAAAUGCUACCUUGCUUCAGAAGGCUUGAAGCAUUUCCACGACGCCAAUGAAGACUGCAUUUCCAAAGGAGGAAUCCUGGUUAUCCCCAGGAACUCCGACGAAAUCAACGCCCUCCGAGACUAUGGUAAAAGGAGCCUGCCGGGUGUCAAUGACUUUUGGCUAGGCAUCAAUGACAUGGUGACGGAAGGCAAGUUUGUUGACGUCAAUGGAAUCGCUAUCUCCUUCCUCAACUGGGACAGUGCACAGCCUAACGGUGGCAAGCAGGAAAACUGUGUCCUGUUCUCUCAAUCAGCUCAGGGCAAGUGGAGUGAUGAGGUCUGUCGCAGCAGCAAGAGGUACAUAUGCGAGUUCACCAUCCCUUAAUAGGCCUUUCUCCAAUGUGUCCUCCAAGCAAGAUUCAUCAUAACUGAUAAGUUGAUGAUCUCUAACAAGUAAAAAUUAUCAUUUUUACUUAUUAAAAAAUUGAAA